This is a messenger RNA of Bactrocera neohumeralis, 5243 nucleotides long. RefSeq names its product cysteine-rich motor neuron 1 protein. Gene Ontology annotation, cellular component: extracellular region. Bases 3302 to 4000 code for a protein of 232 amino acids. Gene Ontology annotation, molecular function: insulin-like growth factor binding. NCBI's taxonomy places the organism in Eukaryota, Metazoa, Arthropoda, Insecta, Diptera, Tephritidae. The transcript is spliced from 10 exons. The record is from RefSeq and is a predicted model, not a curated record. Gene Ontology annotation, biological process: regulation of cell growth; regulation of signal transduction.
CAAAACAAACACAGAAUAAAACACAACACAACAAAAAUAUUCGCAACGCAUUUCUACUGCUUAUGCACUCCUCUUUCUCUGCAGCUGAACUACAUAAUUGCAGAAACAUAAAUGGUUUGUUGUUGGAAACUGUAGCAAACAUCAAGCAGUGGAGUAAGAGAUUGCGUGUUGUUGCGCGAAUACACUAAUUAAGAGAUCAAAAGCAUUGACGAGUGGCUGUGAGAGACAGCGUGAGUAUGUUGGAAUGUGUUACCGCUAGGCUCCAUACUCAUUGCAAGAACAGGAAUUUGGUGAACAGUUGCUUCUGCUGCUAAAGUGUAAAAAUUGCGAUUUGGACAAUAAAUUGUUAAUAAUUAAUUAAUAAAAUAUGUUUAAAAGUGUUUUAAAAUGUUUAGUGAAGUGUUUAAAGUGCAGUGCAAGUGAAAAGUGUAUAAAUUGUGUAGUGAAAAAGUAUUUUAAAGUGGUUGAAAGAAGUUGUGUGCGAAAUCUAAUUGGAAUGGAAAUUUUUUGCGCAGUCGGUACGGGUUCGUUCGUGUGUGUUGUGUGCGUGCAUGCAAAGCCGGGCAACAGGCAAAUAAGUAGUAAAAUAAAUGUGCUACUGCAUAAAUUUAUUAAUAUUAUUAUUUUUGGAAAAUAUACUUAAUAGAAGUCAAAGGAAAUGUGAAAAUAAAAUGUAAAUGUGACAUGCAAAUCGAAAAUAUCAAUGAAUGUACAAACAUCGUUUCGUAUACUAUGUACUUAUGUAUAGUAUGUGCAUACAUACUUAUGUACUUAUGUGAAUAGGCGUCGGGUUCGGUUCGUUUUGAUUUAUGCGUAUAUCGGUAUAAUCUGUAGUAAUGCGUGGAAGAUUGUAGAAUCGUGUAAGUAAUUAAAAAAAAUCUAAUAAAAAUUAAUGAUUGGUAAAAGUGUGAAGUGCGGUAAUCAUUAUGUGCGUUCGUAAAUUGUUGUAAACGUUAAGUUCCAUGAACACUUUGCAAUGAAUUGACCAUAAUAUUUUCCUCAAAGGCGGAUAUUCCAUAUUUCCACAAGCAUACUUAUUAAGCAAAGAAUGCGAGCAGUAAAAGAAGAUUUCUUUGGUAGUUUCAUUUAAGUGAGUUGCUGCAGAGUCAAGACGGAUCGAGGUAUUAGAUAUUUCAAUUUGCCCUCAAGUUAAUCAAUCCUCUCAAAUACGCAUGGGACUGUUAGUGCUCGCCCCAAAACAACAUGAAUUGAGGCGCCAAAUAUUUCAUAUUCCCUCAAGCUAAUCAAUCCCCUCAAAUACGCAUGGGACUAUUAGUGCUCGCUCCAAAUUUACAUAAAACUCAAAUCGGGUAUUUUGACAUUAGACAGUGUCAUCGAGAAAAAAGAGUAUUUUGAGUCCAGGAUGAAUGGCCGAUCAAAACAAAUACCAAGCAGCGGUGAAACAGGUGCUGCAAAACAAACACAAUUUGAAAAGAAACACAGCAAAAAGAAGAAGCACGCAUGCAAAAUAUUCGCAACGCAUUUCUACUGCUUAUGCACUCUUCUUUCUCUGCCGCUGAACUAUAUACGUAUGUAUGUACAUAAUUGCAGAAACAUAAUUGGUUUGUUGUUGGAAACUGUAGCAAACAUCAAGCAGUGGAGUGAGAGACUGCCUGUUGUUGCGGUAAUACACUAAUUAAGAGAUCAAAAGUAUUGAUGAGUGGCUGUGAGAGUCAGCGUGAGUAUGUUGGAAUGUGUUACCGUUUGGCUUCAUACUCAUUGCAAGAACUGGAAUUUGGUGAACAGUUGCUUCUGCUGCUAAAGUGUAAAAAUUGCGAUUUGGACAAUAAAUUGUUAAUAAUUAAUUAAUAAAAUAUGUUUAAAAGUGUUUUAAAAUGUUUAGUGAAGUAUUUAAAGUGCAGUGCAAGUGAAAAGUGUAUAAAUAGUGUAGUGAAAAAGUAUUUUAAAGUGGUUGAAAGAAGUUGCGUGCGAAAUCUAAUUGGAAUGGAAAUUUUUUGCGCAGUCGGUACGGGUUCGUUCGUGUGUGUUGUGUGCGUGCAUGCAAAGCCGGGCAACAGGCAAAUAAGUAGUAAAAUAAAUGUGCUAUUGCAUAAAUUUAUUAAUAUUAUUAUUUUUGAAAAAUAUAUUUAAUAGAAGUCAAAAAAAAAGUGAAAAUAAAAUGUGCCCUGCAAAUCGAAAAUUAAUAAAAAUCUGUCGUGAAGAGCCACGUGCAUAGUAAUGAACGGGUAUCGUUUCGUAUACCAUGUAUGGUAUGUGAGUACGCGUCGGGUUCGGUUCGUGCGUAUAUCGGUAUAAUCUACGGUAGUGCGUGGAAGUUUCUAGAAGCGUGUAAGUAAUUAAAAAAAGCAAAAUAUAGUAAAAAUUAAUUAGUGGUAAAAGUGUGAAGUGCGGUAAUUGUUGUAUGCGUUCGUCUAUUGAUAUAAACGAUAAAUUCCUUGACUAUGCAAUGAAUGGAGAUCCAAUAUUGCAAACAAAGGCCUCUUAAUUUUCAUAUGCAGCACUAUGCAAGAAACAGGUGAUAGCUUUGUUGCAACUACUAAUACAAAUACACAAAAAUAUGCAGCAUUUUUGGCAUUCAUAUGUGACGACGACAGCCGACAGCAAGCGAGAAAUGCGCUUGCCAAAUGAGACUGUAGGCGGAAAGAGGGUAGCUGGCACUCCUCUAGGCGCAAUUUCAAAAAUCAAAACUGAAAGUAUGUGUAAUAACAACAAAAAUAAAACACAAAGCUCAAAAAUAUUGCAUGAAAAAUGAAACUAAACUAAACAAAAGCGAAAUGUGUAGCAAAAAGUAAUAAAGUGCGUGAAAGAAAUAAGCGAGUGACACUGUCUAAUACAAAUACCGUUACAUACAAACUUGUAUCAGUAAAUCGUGGUGCUUUGUAAAAGUUAAACUUCAUUUCAGCUGUCUGUGUGUGUUUUCGUGUAAAAGUGCAGAAUUUUUAUCUAUCUCAUGCCACCGCUAUCAUGAGCAGACAUCGCUGCAUUGACAUGUUUGACAUAUUGUGCUGUUAUUUUGUAUUUGCUUUGCAUGCUGUUUGACAACAAAAGCAAAGACAACGCCCAAGGACAGCAGUGAUUUUUAUGCAGCAUAACAUCGUUAGACAAUAUUAAAAGUCAUGGCAAUACAACAGCUUCGGCGACAACAACGACCACAGCAGCGACUGAUAACAAAUAUUGAGAUAAAACUGAAUUUUUAUAGAUAAAAAUUCUUCUAACAAGUUUUUUUUCGAAGUGGCUUUAAACGAAACUACCAAAGAAAAAAUAUUUAAACUCAGAAAAGUCACUUUCAAACCUAGACAAAUUGAUUUCCUCGCUAUAGUUGAGGAGCACGUUAGCCAAAAUGUGCUCGACAACACAAUUUUGUUUGCUCAACCUGCGCACAUAUUUAAUUUAUUUAUGCUGCUAUCUGCUUAUAAUGGUGGCGGCCGGUAGCCGUGUGGUUGACGGUUUAAAGUGUUAUUGUAAUCCGAAAGAAUGUGAUGUCAUACGAUCGCUGGAUUGUCCAGGCAAGGGUAUGAUGCUGUGGGAUCCAUGCAAAUGUUGUCGCAUUUGCGCCAAAACACUUGGCGAAACUUGUGGUGGUCCGGGUGGAUUCUCCGGUCAGUGUGAACCACCACUACAGUGUGUCACAAGAUUGCCCAUCUCCAGCGGUCUAGGCGUUUGCAUGGAUCUCCCCUCGUCAUCAUCCUCCCUGCAUUCCACAUAUCACAGCAGUAAAUACAAUACGAAUUGUACAAACGAUGAGACAAUAGUGAUAGAGCCUGGCUGCGAAAUCACCAAUAAACGCUGCCAAUGCUGGCCAACGUUGCGCGUGUGUAGCACAAAUAGUAUCGACGAUACGGAUGCACCGGCGACGACAGAUAUACGAUGGCAUUUCAAGACAUUGGAGGACUGCCAGUUAAAUUUACAAAACCUGAUCAAAAUCGAAAUGGAAUUCGAUGAAGAUUACACAAUUUCGCCGAGCACCACUUUCACAUAUAAAAAAUUAAGAAGGAAGCGCAGAGCGUUAAGAAAACACAGAACGACCAUUAAACACUGAGUUUACAGCGAAUCAAGACAUUAUUCCUGUACAACCACUUAGACACAACCACCAAUAAACCCUAGACAGAACUUGCUAAGAGCAUCCUAUUGAAAAAAGGCGCGCAGUUAAUGAACGAAAUAAAGUUAAAUUUAAUGGCAUAGCGUUAAUAUUAACAUAACAUAAGUGAUAAGAGAUAUAUACCAUAAAUGAGUAAUUAGCCAUAAAUGUGUGUAAAUGUGGAGAAGAAAAGCAAAGCUAUACUAAAACUGAUGAAAAAUUUGUAAAAAGAAAUUGCUGUAAAAGUGUUAAACUAAAUAAAUUUGCGUAGUUAGGUGAAGUAAUGGCGCUAAAUGAUAUAUAAAGCUAUAUUUGGAUUAAGAAAUAGAAUUUGAAAGCAAGUGAAUAUUCUUUUUGUUAAUCAUAUUUUUUUCAUUAUUUUUAAAUUCAAUGCUCUCUUCUAAUUUUUUUUUCAUUCCAUAAUUAAACUAAUCUUUUUUUUAUUUUUUGAUUAAUAUUUAUUUGUUGCAUACAUAUUUAUUUUUUGAUUUAAUGAACACAUAUAUAUAUAUAUACAUAUAUAUAUAUUUUUUUUGUUAAUACACACGACUCUGUGGCAGGUUUAUUGGUGGUUUUGUAUUUUAUUUUUGGCCCCAUUUUUUUUUCUUUUGCUCUCAGUUAUAAAAUACUUUCUUUUGCUUUGAACUGUUGUUUUCUCUUCAGAUUUUUGUAUUUUAGCAAUUUUGUCGUGAGCCGCCACUAUUUUUCUUAAUUUUGGAUUUUGCAUUCUUUUUCUUUUUUGAUUGUUGAAAACUUCCUAAAUCUUAAGAAACGAUUUUUUUUUUUUUUUAAAUUCUAUCUUUGAGAUCACAUUUGGACAUAUGUUUCUUAUCAUGGGAGUUUCUGGGUGUUUUGUUCGUAUUCUGAUUUUCGAAAAUUUUUUUAAGUUGCAUUUCAAAUUUUUUUCACUAAAGUUUAUAUUUUCUUCUUAACAUUUUCUACAUAUACGGUAUUUUUAUUUUUGAGUGCAUUGCCAUCUUUUUCCCAUUUUACGAUUUUUGCAUGAUUUUUUUCUCAUAUUCUGAUUUUUGAAAUUUUUUUGGAAGUCCUAUUUUCAAAAGCAUUUUUUUUAAUAAAAUACACAUUUGCGUUUCCCUUUUUUAGAUUUUGGAAUUUUUUAAAUUAAUUUGCCAUCUUUUUUUCUUUUUGGAAUUUUUGCAUUAUUUUUUCUAAUUUUUGAAAGUCCUGUGUUUAAAAGCAAUGU